GGCUCACAUCUCCCGGGGGAGCCCUCAGACGCAGCGGUGACCUUGCCAGGAAAGUGGCGCGGCUCCAGCCCAGAGGGCCCCGCGCCCCCGUCCGGAGGCUCUGGGACCCCGUGUCCCGCCGUCUGGAGUGGAAGCAGAUCUUCCCCUGCCAGCACCCCACCCCAGUUCCUCAGCCGGGCCCCGGCGGGGCUGUUCCCUCUAAGCUAAGAGCUGAGGAGCCGUGAGUCUGGUCAGCCUGGCCUGGAUGCCAAGGAAGAUGCCAGAAGCGCAGUGACCGAGGCCUGGGGUGGAGCCGGCAGGCACCGCGGUGCCCAUGGACCUGCAGGCCGAGGGGCCCCCUCCCCAACCCCCCCUGCCGGGCUCGGAGCGGCCAGAGGCCUAGGCCCGCAGGGAGGGUGUCGGCACACAGAUGCCCUCCAGGCCCUGGGCUCUCCUGAGUGGGCUUCCCGAGCAGGUGUGCCAGGGGCAGAGCAUGCCAGCCAAGGGGCGCUACUUCCUCAAUGAGGGCGAGGAGGGCCCGGACCACGAUGCCCUGUACGAGAAGUACCGCCUCACCAGCCAGCACGGGCCGCUGCUGCUCACGCUCCUGCUGGUGGUCAUCGUGGCUUGCAUCGCCCUCAUCGUCAUCACUUUCAGCUACGGGGACCUCUCCGGACGGCAGGCCGUGCUGGCGACGGCGUUCCUGGCGCUCGCCGUGUUCGUGGUGCUGUACGUGCUGGUAUACGUCGAGUGCCUGGUCCAACGGUGGCUCCGGACCUCGGCGCUGCUCAUCUGGGCCUGCCUGGUGACGCUGGGCUACGUGCUGGUGUUCAACGCGUGGACGAAGGCGGCCUGUGCGUGGGAGCAGGUGCCCUUCUUCCUGUUCAUCGUCUUCGUGGUGUACACGCUGCUGCCCUUCACCAUGCGGGGCGCCGUCGCGCUCGGGGUCGUCUCCAGUGUGUCCCACCUCCUGGUGCUUGGUACGCUGAUGGGGGUCUCCUCGUCACCCAGCGUCUGGGUGUGGCUGCAGCUGCUGGCCAACGCGAUCGUCUUCCUGUGCGGGAACCUCACGGGCGCCUUCCACAAGCACCACAUGCAGGGCGCCGCCCUCGAGCUCUUCACCUACACGGUCAAGUGCAUCCAGAUCCGCCGCAAGCUGCGCAUCGAGAAGCGCCAGCAGGAGAACCUGCUGCUGUCGGUGCUCCCGGCCCACAUCUCCAUGGGCAUGAAGCUGACCAUCAUCGAGCGGCUCAAGGAGUGCGGGGACCGCCGCUACAUGCCCGACAACAACUUCCACAGCCUCUACGUCAAGCGGCACCAGAACGUCAGCAUCCUCUACGCCGACAUCGUGGGCUUCACGCGGCUGGCCAGCGACUGCUCCCCCAAAGAGCUGGUGGUGAUGCUGAACGAGCUGUUCGGGAAGUUCGACCAGAUCGCCAAGGCCAACGAGUGCAUGCGCAUCAAGAUCCUGGGGGACUGCUACUACUGCGUGUCGGGCCUGCCCGUGUCCCUGCCCACCCACGCCCGCAACUGUGUGAAGAUGGGGCUGGACAUGUGUGAGGCCAUUAAGCAGGUGCGGGAGGCCACGGGCGUGGACAUCAGCAUGCGUGUGGGCAUACACUCGGGGAACGUGCUGUGCGGUGUCAUCGGGCUGCGCAAGUGGCAGUACGACGUGUGGUCGCACGACGUGUCCCUGGCCAACAGGAUGGAGGCGGCUGGAGUCCCCGGGCGGGUGCAUAUCACAGAGGCGACCCUGAACCACCUGGACAAGGCGUACGAGGUGGAGGAUGGGCACGGGCAGCAGCGGGACCCCUACCUGAAGGAGAUGAACAUCCAAACCUACCUAGUCAUCGACCCCCGGAGCCAGCAGCCGCCCCCACCCAGCCAGCACCUCCCCAAGCCCAAGGGGGACGCGGCCCUGAAGAUGCGGGCCUCCCUGCGCAUGACCCGCUACCUCGAGUCCUGGGGCGCCCAGCGGCCCUUCGCCCACCUCAACCACCGCGAGAGCGUGAGCAGCAGCGAGACCCCUGUCCCCAACUGCCGGCGGCCGAAGGCCAUCCCGCUGCGGCGCCACCGCACCCCCGACAGAAGUGCGUCCCCCAAGGGGCGGUCGGAGGACGACGCCUAUGACGACGAGAUGCUGUCAGCCAUUGAGGGGCUCAGCUCCACGAGGCCCUGCUGCUCCAAGUCUGAUGACUUUUACACCUUCGGGCCCAUCUUCCUGGAGAAGGGCUUCGAGCGAGAGUACCGCCUGGCGCCCAUCCCCCGGGUCCGCCACUACUUCUCCUGCGCCGGCCUCGUCUUCGUCUGCCUCCUGCUGGUCCACGUCCUGCUCAUGCCCAGGACGGUGGCUCUGGGGGUGUCCUUCGGGCUGGUGGCCUGCGUGCUGGGGCUGGUGCUGGGCCUGUGCUUUGCCGACGAGUUGCUGCGGUGCUGCCCGGCCUGGACGGGGCUCCGGGCCGUCUCCGGGAGGGUGGAGACGCACCCGCUGCUGCGCGUGGCCCUGGCCGUGCUCACCGUGGGCAGCCUGCUCACCAUCGCCAUCGUCAACAUGCCCUUGCUGCCCUCCCCAGCCUUGGGGCUGCCUGCUGGGAACCAGACCAGCUUGAGCAGCCGGGAGAGGACCCCCUGGACCCCCUGCGAACUCCUCCCGCAUCACACCUGCAGCUGCAUCCUGGCCUUGGUGGCCUGCUCCGUCUUCCUGAGGAUGAGCCUGGAGCUGAAGGUGGUGCUGCUGACGGCGGCCUUGGUGGCCUACCUGCUGCUCUUCCACCUCUCCCUGUGCGCGCAGUGGGACUGCUGCGGCCCUGGCCUGCGCAACCGCACCGAGACCAACGCCACCCUCAGGCGACCGGUCUCGGUGGCUCUUCCCGGGUGGCACUGGGGGAGUCUGGGCCCCAUGCCCAUGUUUGGGGGUGAGAGCUGGAAGGGACCCUGCCUCUCCCUUCACUCCCUCAGCUCCUCCGCCUGCUCCUGGUCGGAUCUGAAGACCAUGAUCAGCUUCUACCUGGUUCUGUUCUACGCCACCCUCAUCUUGCUCUCCCGACAGAUCGACUAUUACUGCCGCCUGGACUGUCUGUGGAAGAAGAAGUUCAAGAAGGAGCGCGAGGAGUUUGAGACCAUGGAGAGCGUGAACCGCCUGCUGCUGGAGAACGUGCUGCCGGCCCACGUGGCCGCCCACUUCAUCGGGGACAAGCUGAACGAGGACUGGUACCAUCAGUCCUACGACUGCGUCUGCGUCAUGUUCGCCUCGGUGCCCGAGUUCAAAGUGUUCUACACGGAGUGCGACGUCAACAAGGAGGGGCUGGAGUGCCUGCGCCUGCUCAACGAGAUCAUCGCGGACUUCGAUGAGCUGCUGCUGAAGCCCAAGUUCAGCAGCGUGGAGAAGAUCAAGACCAUUGGCAGCACCUACAUGGCAGCUGCGGGGCUCAGCGUGCCCUCUGGGCAUGAGAACCAGGACCUGGAGCGACAGCACGCCCACAUCGGCAUCAUGGUGGAGUUCAGCAUGGCCCUGAUGAGCAAGCUGGACGGCAUCAACCGGCACUCCUUCAACGCCUUCCGCCUCCGCGUCGGCAUAAACCACGGGCCUGUGAUCGCUGGAGUGAUCGGGGCGCGGAAGCCUCAGUAUGACAUCUGGGGAAACACGGUCAACGUUGCCAGCAGAAUGGAGAGCACUGGAGAGCUGGGGAAGAUCCAGGUGACCGAGGAGACGAGCAGCAUCCUCCAGGGCCUCGGAUACUCCUGCGAAUGCCGGGGCCUGAUCAACGUCAAGGGCAAAGGGGAGCUGAGGACCUACUUUGUCUGCACAGACACGGCCAAGUGCCAGGGGCCCGGGCUGAACUGAGGGCUGCUGGGAGGGGCAGGACCUCCCCGAUGCCAGCCAAACCCGUGGAAGAUGCAGCCACAGUCACCAAGGCCGUCCGAGGGCUGGCCGCCAUCGGCUCCUGACAGGUGCUUGUGUGGGCCUCAGGAGCCUGCAUGAGCGGACUUCUGGGGCACGGUGCCAGCCCCAGCUUCACCUCCCCACGCUGGGCAGUCGGAACCCGUGUGCUGGUGUGGGGAACGCACCCCCGCCCCAGGAAAAGGCUCCGGAGUUUCAGCUCCUUGUUCAGGUUCCUCUGCUGCUGGCCUGCUGUGGUCUUGACCGACCCCCCUCAUGGCCGGGAGCUGCCCAGCUACCUGUUUUCCAGGCACAGGAGGACGGAGACAAGUAGUUGGCAUGGGCUGGACGCCUUUCGCCCCAGCGACCAGCUACGGCUUCCAUAUUUCUCACCCAGGUGUUCUGGUGAAUGGAGCUGGAAAGGGCGUUUCAAAUGUAUAGAUGGUUUCAAACAGCGGGGAGAAAACCCCAGUGGACGUGGGUUACUUGCUGUCUCUGGCACGUUUCUUUAACAUGUUAUGCGCCAGGCCUGUUUUGUCUUCCUUUCCGUUUAGCCCGCAAUACCCGAUUUCACCGAUAUGCUGGCGGCACCAGUGACUGACCGGUCCGGACGGAAAGCAGUGUCACCCUCCCUUGUACUUGGUGCAGACGGGGACAUGAGCUUGCUGUCAGGCCUCAGGUCUGGCCAGGCCCUGGAACUGUUGGUGCAGCAGCUGGACACAGGGUCAGAGGGCUCUGAGCUGAGUAUAGAAGAGCAGCUUGGGGUACUGGGGGGCUGGACCCCAGCCUGCAUGAGAGGACUAAGUGACUGACAUGGCACUUAACGUGUUAAAUGGCUGCGUUAUCAAUGAAGGUUUUGUCCUUUUUAAUGACUUUAGAUCCGAGACAAGCCUCUUCCCUCCAGGGUAGUCUCUGCCUUUUAACCACCGGCACGCCAGCAGGACCCCCGUCCAGGGUCAGCUCCGGGGCCGCCCCGGCUGUGGGGACGCAGCUCUGUGGAAGGUGGCCCCCACUUUGACUCCAGCCUUUCGAGGUUAGGUUCAGUCAGCAGAAAGCCUGCAAAGUUAGGCCCAGCCACCUCAGCCGCCUACUGCACGUUGGCACCGUCCCCUGCAAGCUUCGGCAGGAAGGAGAGGGGCUGGGGCGCCCAGCACCUCUGGGACCCUCUCCUGUCCUCUCGUCCGCAUACUGACGCUGAGGAGCUUCAAGCCAGCGGGGGCACAUGGAGAGGUCCCUGACCUGGUUGCGGAGAUGUUCUGACCGAAUAAACCACGGCCAGUGCCAAAGCAUCUAUGAGCUUCGACUCACAGAACCCCAAGUCCCGCCAGGCCCCACGGGGCAAGAACCAGCCCGCCGCUCCUCGUUCUGCACUGCCCGCCGCCUGGGCAGAGCUGCCGAUCUAACGCAGGCGACUUACGACCGCAGGGACCCCCGGAUCUAAUGUGGGUGACGUCACUAUCAGAUGGACCCCCGGAUCUAAUGCAGGUGACGUCACUAUCAGAUGGACCCCCGGAUCUAAUGCAGGUGACGUCACUAUCACAUGGACCCCCGGAUCUAAUGCAGGCGACUCAAUACCACAGGGACCCCCGGAUCUAACGCAGGUGACGUCACUAUCAGAUGGACCCCCGGAUCUAAUGCAGGUGACGUCACUAUCACAUGGACCACGGGAUCUAAUGCAGGCGACUCACUAUCACAGGGACCCCUGCAUCUAAUGCAGGUGACGUCACUACCGCAGGGCUAUCGGUUAGUCACCCACAGACCCCUGGGAUUAGGGAACUGCAGAGACUUCAGGAAGAGGAGACAGGGUCGCAGGCAGGGCCACUUGCACAGGGUGCUGGUGGGUGCGCUGUGUUGCAUGUAACUGGAAUGGUCUGAGUCGGCUCCAGGAGCUGUGUGGCAGCGAUGCUGGAAGGGAAUAAGCCUUACCUGGCCCUUUUACACACCAGUUCUUCAUGUGAAGGGCUGGUUUCAGGUAAGUCCUGUGCUGCAGCCCAUCCUCUUAGAGCAGCGUAAACAUUCGGCUACAGGAGCUUAAGAAAUACCUGGUUACCAUGAAUGUACGUCUGUGUUUACAAUUAAAGCACUGUGCCCGGAUGAGAUGAGCUUUCGGUGUUCAGACAGGAGGGUAUAACUGACCAGGAAAGUCACUUGCAAUUGUUUUAUAAAGGUUUUC
Messenger RNA from Myotis daubentonii (Daubenton's bat), 6032 nucleotides. It is a transcript of the gene ADCY7, whose product is annotated as adenylate cyclase 7. Gene Ontology annotation, cellular component: plasma membrane. Gene Ontology annotation, biological process: adenylate cyclase-inhibiting G protein-coupled receptor signaling pathway; intracellular signal transduction; adenylate cyclase-activating G protein-coupled receptor signaling pathway. The record is from RefSeq and is a predicted model, not a curated record. NCBI's taxonomy places the organism in Eukaryota, Metazoa, Chordata, Mammalia, Chiroptera, Vespertilionidae. Gene Ontology annotation, molecular function: adenylate cyclase activity.